CCUGCCGCUGCUCACCGCCGGCGCCGUGGCCACCGACUUCAGCCGCAAUCAGGAGCACUUUAGCACCAUGGUGCGCGUCGGCCCCACCGCCCCCAAGCUGGGCGCCUUCGUGGCCCACCUGCACGGGCACUUCAACUGGAGUUCGCGCGCCGCUCUGCUCUACGUGGACCGCAAGACCGACGACCGGCCCUUCUACUUCACCAUCGAGGGCGUCUACGAGGAGCUGCGCCGCGCCAGCCUGGUCGUCGGCUACCACAUCUACGUGCCCCGCGACAACGGCAGCGCCGCCGUCGACGAAGCGGGAGGCCCGGACGCCGCCGUCCAGUUCAUCCGAGCCAACGGGCGAGUCAUCUACAUCUGUGGCCCCCUGGAGAUGCUGCACCAAGUCAUGCGUCGAGCCCAGUCGGAGGGCAUGACCCAAGGCGACUACGUGUUCUUCUACGUGGAUGUCUUCGGAGAGAGCCUGCAAGAGGACGGGCACCGGGGGGCUGCCAAGCCCUGGCAGAGCAAGGAGGGCCAGGACUCGGGCAUCUUGCGGGAGGCCUUCCAGACAGUGCUACUGAUCACCUAUCAUGAGCCCCAGACUCCGGAGUACCGAAACUUCCAGAACCAGGUGAUCCUGCGGGCUCGGCAGGAGUAUCAGGUGGAGCUCAGUGUUUCACUGAAGAACCUGGUGGCCGGCUGCUUCCACGAUGGGCUGCUCCUCUACGCCUUGGCCCUGAACGAGACCCUCCGUGAGGGCGACACCCGGCUCAAUAACAGCCGCAUCCUGGAGAAGAUGAAGGGCCGCAGGUUCCAGGGGAUCACUGGCACCGUGAGCAUGGAUCAGAACAACGACCGCGACACAGACUUCAACCUGUGGGCCAUGAUGGAGGGGGAGAGUGGCGAGUACCAGGUGGUUGGACACUACGUGGGAUCGGAGAAGCAGCUGAAGUGGCUGGGCCCCAUCCACUGGGUCAAGGGGCAGCCGCCCCUCGAUAACCCCCCCUGUUUUGACAUGGAUGACCCCUCCUGUGACAAAAGUGCGCUCAGCACCCUGGCUAUCCUGGCACUGGGGGCCGGAUUGACCUUCAUCAUGUUUGGGGUUUCCAGCUUCCUGAUCUUCAGGAAGCUGAUGCUGGAGAAGGAGCUGGCAAGCAUGCUGUGGCGGAUCCGCUGGGAGGACCUGCAGUUUGGGGGCUCGGAGCGCUACCACAAGGGAGCGGGCAGCCGACUCACCCUCUCGCUGCGUGGCUCCAGCUAUGGCUCCCUCAUGACGGCCCACGGCAAGUAUCAGAUCUUUGCCAACACAGGACUCUUCAAGGGAAACGUGGUGGCCAUUAAACACGUCAACAAGAAGCGGAUUGAGCUGACGCGGCAGGUGCUGUUCGAGCUCAAACACAUGCGGGAUAUCCAGUUCAACCACCUGACCCGGUUCAUCGGGGCCUGCAUUGACCCCCCCAACAUCUGCAUCGUGACCGAGUACUGUCCUCGUGGCAGUCUGCAGGACAUUCUGGAGAACGAGAGCAUCAACCUGGACUGGAUGUUCCGCUACGCCCUCAUCAAUGACAUCGUGAAGGGCAUGGCCUUCCUGCACAACAGCAUCAUUGGCUACCACGGCAGCCUCAAGUCCUGCAACUGCGUGGUGGACAGUCGCUUCGUGCUCAAGAUCACGGAUUACGGCCUGGCCAGCUUCCGCCAGGGCCACGAGAGCGAGAGCAACCAUGCGCUCUAUGCCAAGAAGCUGUGGACGGCCCCGGAGCUGCUGCAGAAGGGGACGCUGCUCCCGCCCCCGCCGGCCAUGCAGAAGGCGGAUGUCUACAGCUUUGGGAUCAUCCUGCAGGAGGUCGCCCUGCGCAGCGGCGCCUUCUACGUGGAGGGCCUAGAGCUCAGCCCCAAGGAGGUUGUGCAGAAGGUGUGCAACAGCCAGCCGCCCUACUUCCGGCCCACCACCGACACCCGCCUGCACAGCGAGGAGCUGGCUGUCCUGAUGGAGCGCUGCUGGGCUCAGCAGCCAGCAGAGCGCCCGGAUUUCGCCCAGAUUAAAGCCUUCAUCCGGCGGUUCAACAGGGAAGGAAGUACCAGCAUCCUGGACAAUUUGUUGUCGCGCAUGGAGCAGUACGCUAACAACCUGGAGAAACUGGUGGAAGAGCGCACGCAGGCCUACCUGGAGGAGAAGCGCAAGGCGGAGAAUCUGCUCUACCAGAUCCUGCCCCAUCCGGUAGCUGAGCAGCUGAAGCGGGGCGAGACGGUGCAGGCCGAAGCCUUUGACUGUGUCACCAUCUACUUCAGUGACAUUGUAGGGUUCACCUCCUUGUCGGCAGAGAGCACCCCCAUGCAGGUGGUGACGCUCCUCAAUGACCUCUACACUUGCUUUGAUGCCAUCAUUGACAAUUUUGACGUCUACAAGGUGGAGACCAUUGGGGAUGCCUACAUGGUGGUGUCUGGUCUGCCUGUCCGAAACGGCAAGCUCCACGCCCACGAGAUCGUCCGCAUGGCCCUGGCGCUCCUGGAGGCUGUGAAGACCUUCCGUAUCCGGCACCGGCCCAGUGAGCAGCUGCGCCUGCGCAUCGGGGUCCACUCGGGGCCGGUGUGUGCAGGAGUGGUGGGCCUCAAGAUGCCACGCUACUGCCUCUUUGGAGACACGGUCAACACGGCUUCACGCAUGGAGUCCAAUGGCGAGGCCUUGAAGAUCCACAUCUCGGCAGCCACCAAGGAGAUCCUGGACGAGUUUGGCUGCUUUCUGCUGGAGCUCCGGGGGGACGUGGAGAUGAAGGGCAAAGGGAAGAUGAGGACCUACUGGCUGCUGGGCGAAGAGAAGACGGCUGUCAUCUGAGGGGGAGGGGGGCUCCCUCUGCGGGGACCCAGCAGGAGCAGCUGCUCCCACAAACGAACAAACGGACGGACGGACGGGUGGUGGGUCUGCCCUGCCUUGGAGCAGCGAGGGAGGGCACCAGGCAGCCAGCCUGCAGGCCAGGAGGGCUUUGCGCCAGGGGAGGCAGCGCUAUGCCUGGAGCAGCCAAGGUGGGCUCUUGCUGCCCUGGACACCGAGGGGUCUUCCCCCCCCCUGGCCUGUGACACCUGGGCAGCAGGAACACACCUGCCGACCCAACUGCAGAUGCCCUUUGCCCACUGGGGCCUCCUGGACCCAUUCGAUGCCCCGCGCCCCGGCUCAGCCGGCUGAGCCAGCCCUUCAGCCCUGCUGCUCAUUUCCCCGCUUUGGUUGCAAAUUCAGGAACCAGGCAAGCAGUUUUGUCCGAAUGGAAAGAGGGAGAACAGCCCCCUCCUCCAUUUAGCAGGAGAAGGGAUGGCAAAGGCUCUAUCCAGCCCCGGAUGCUUUGGUGGUGGUGGUGGUGGUGCGGCGGCGGCGCAAGGGAACUUCCUGGAAACGGCUUUGGGGGUUGGGACUUCAGCUCUUGCAGGAAUUUCACAGGGAAACCAACACUUUGAGGAAGGGUCUCUCCAUCCCCCCUCGGCCUGCAUGAGCUCGGUACUUUUCCCAAUGGGCCAGGGGGGCGGCAAGGAAGUGUUCACAGAUUGGAGCAGUUUUCUGGGCUGUACAGCGACGGCUGGUCGAGGCAUUCCGGGAGGGGGGUGGUGAACGUCGCACACUUCCUGAAAGGGGUGUCGCCAGUCCGGAUGCUGGAGGUGCCCUGUGCAGGGGGGGUAAAAAAGCCUGAAGAGCAGCCGGGUGGGUGGAGCUGCCCUUCUGGCAUGGGUCACCC
Thamnophis sirtalis is the source of this 3704-nucleotide messenger RNA. RefSeq names its product natriuretic peptide receptor 2 (gene NPR2). Gene Ontology annotation, biological process: receptor guanylyl cyclase signaling pathway; cGMP biosynthetic process; intracellular signal transduction. Gene Ontology annotation, cellular component: plasma membrane. NCBI's taxonomy places the organism in Eukaryota, Metazoa, Chordata, Lepidosauria, Squamata, Natricidae. Gene Ontology annotation, molecular function: ATP binding; natriuretic peptide receptor activity; protein kinase activity. The record is from RefSeq and is a predicted model, not a curated record.